GUUUGACUCUUACGGCUAACGUUUGCCGGUUAGGCUCCCUCUGCGUACUUUCAACUAAUCCUGUUCUAAAUCCUGUGUCUUACGGUUCGCACCUGUGGAUUAUUUUAUAAAGUUUGAGUUUUUUUCUGUGAUAUAAACUCCAAACUUUUGUCCAAUCACGUGCCCUUGUGUUUACGUUUGACCGGUCUCGCCCGCCAUUGUUCUCGUCCUCGGAACAGAAAAUGUAUGCUUACCCUGUUUUUCGUCGCCAUCUGGCAACAUCAUCCCGGCUCCUUCUGGCACCAACAGCAGAGGCAAAGCGCCUUGAAAAUGUGGCUGAGGGUGAGGUGCUGACAGAGGCCCGUACGUUUGUCAGCACAAAUGGAGGUGACCCCAGUGACCAGUUUUUAGUGUUGGCUCACUGCAAACUCCAGUUUGGAAAAUACAGCGGCCAACGAUUUAGAUGGCUCCUGGAAAACUCUCUGGGCUAUGCUGUUUAUUUAAGGAUUAGCAUCUCCAGUGAGGCAGCACUGAUGUCACCUUUGUCUGAAAGCAAACGGCUGUUCCUUCGGUACACUUCUCAAAUCAGAGAGAUGAGAGAAGAAUGUGAGAAGUACCAGAGGAAGCAGGAAAUGAAAGCAGAAGCCUGUGAAACUGGAGACCAGGGCAGCUUGAUGGUUGAGUUUGGGGACUUCCAGGGCUGGUCCAUGAAGGAGGUUUAUGAGGACAAGAGCAAAGAGGCCCGAGACCUUAUAGAGUACUUGGUUAAAGCAGAUGUCUGGCCCAACAGCAAUAUGGCAAUGUUCAAGACAUAUGUCAUUAGAAGACGGGCAUCAUCUCGUGCCACUUCCCCUCCAGCUGCAUCUUCUCAUGCCACUGUCUCCAGUGCAACCCCAUCCUCCCCAUCAACUCCAUCCUCCACUACCACUACCCGUUCAUCCACCCAGAUCCAAACUGGUGUCCAGGAGACUGCUGAUGUGAAGGCGCCAUUAGAUCUUAGCAAAAAUAUCCCUACUUCACAGCAAAAUCCUUUACUUUCUCCUCCCAGAGGAGGAGAACCCCCAGCCAAACAUUUGGCCCAAAGGCAGCUUUUUACUCCUGGUAAGAGGGCUACAUUUUACUUAUUUCUUUGUGUAUUGAUUCCACUAAUAAGGUUAUCAUUUGUCCUAGACACUUCCAUUCCUCCUUCUGAGGAGGCUGAUGAUAAGGAGCUGGUAUUUGCUGCUGCACAAUGUGAAAGGCAGCUAAGUGCAGAUCCAGCUGAUCUGGCUGAUUCACAGCUUCCAUCUCCAAGGGUCAAGAUGGAUCAGGCACCGUCAACACCUGGGACAAAUUUCAAAUUUAUUCUCCCUGCAAAAAAGGCAGAACAGCCUCAAAUUUUGGAACCAGCUCAACGGCCUGCUUCUGCUGUCACUAGGGAGCGCCCCAUCGCACCUACCACAGGGAUCAUGCUGCCUGUUCUUGCACCUGUGCCAUUGUCAGGGACAAUUAUCCUAAGCCCAGUUAUGCCUGCGCCUACUAUUACAUUUUCUGGUGCCACAACAUUUAGCGCAGGCUUCAUUCCACCUGCUACUAAACCACCUCCGACCACGGCCCCUGUGUCACGCUACACACAGAGAAACAGGCGAAGACGGGCCUUGGAGGAAAAACGCGGCAUCCGCAAACGGAAAUACAUACGAGCAGUUAAUUAUAACACGUGCAGCAAAUGUGGACAGCCCAAAACAAAAGAGUAUGGCCAUAGCCGAUACAGAAAUGCCACCUUUUGCUUAAAGGCUUCAAAUGGACAAUCUUUGGAGGAGUGGUUGGCAGAACAGCGCCAGCGUGAUGAAGGCGGAUCUCCUCCUCCUCUUCAAUAAGUACUGCAGUCAGUACCAUUAUAAUGUAUCCAUAAAUCAUGUAAAUAUAUAUAUUUUUUGUAUAUAGUUAUAUUUUUAAACAUUUUUUUGUCAGUUGUGUGUGGUUCAUUUAAGGAUUUUUUCCUUUUAAUAAAAUUUUAUUUUGCAUUUGAA
This is a messenger RNA of Oryzias melastigma (Indian medaka), 1988 nucleotides long. RefSeq lists its product as uncharacterized. Bases 222 to 1835 code for a protein of 537 amino acids. NCBI's taxonomy places the organism in Eukaryota, Metazoa, Chordata, Actinopteri, Beloniformes, Adrianichthyidae. The transcript is spliced from 4 exons. The record is from RefSeq and is a predicted model, not a curated record.